Molecule: messenger RNA, 1196 nt
Organism: Phalaenopsis equestris
Lineage: Eukaryota; Viridiplantae; Streptophyta; Magnoliopsida; Asparagales; Orchidaceae
Product: mitochondrial dicarboxylate/tricarboxylate transporter DTC-like
Exons: 6
Coding region: 149-1048 (299 amino acids)
Molecular function (GO): oxoglutarate:malate antiporter activity
Source: RefSeq, a predicted model, not a curated record
CAGGCCCAAAGCCUUUACCCCUAGAAAGAACCCGACCGGUCCCUCUCGGCCAUAUUUAUACCCAAUGCCCCGUCUCCCCGCUGCGCUUUCAGCCUCGCCAUUGGCGCCCUCUGUCCCCUUUUCCCUCUGAUCAGCCUUGCCGGUGGAAAUGGGGGAGGCGAAGCCGAAGAGCCAGUCCGGCGUCUGGAACACUGUCAAGCCCUUCGUUAACGGCGGAGCAUCCGGCAUGCUCGCAACCUGCGUCAUCCAACCAAUCGAUAUGAUCAAGGUGAGGAUCCAGCUAGGACAGGGAUCGGCCGUGCAUAUUACGAAGAACAUGCUUUCUCAAGAUGGCUUUGGCGCUUUCUACAAGGGUCUUUCAGCAGGGUUACUGAGGCAAGCUACUUAUACAACAGCACGUCUUGGAUCGUUUAGGAUAUUGACAAACAAAGCAAUUGAUGCCAACGGGGGGAAGCCAUUGCCCCUUCUUCAAAAAGCUGCCAUUGGUUUGACAGCUGGAGCAAUAGGUGCCUGUGUUGGUAGUCCAGCUGAUCUGGCACUCAUCCGCAUGCAGGCUGAUGCAACUCUACCCCCAGCACAGAGAAGGAAUUAUACCAACGCCCUCCAUGCACUCUAUCGGAUUACUGCUGAUGAAGGGGUUUUGGCACUCUGGAAAGGUGCAGGUCCAACAGUAGUGAGGGCUAUGGCAUUGAAUAUGGGCAUGCUCGCCUCUUAUGACCAGAGCGUGGAGUUUUUCAGGGAUUCACUUGGUUUCGGAGAAGUUAGCACAGUCCUUGGGGCCAGUGCUGUUUCGGGCUUUUUUGCCUCAGCUUGCAGUUUACCAUUCGACUAUGUGAAGACUCAGAUUCAGAAGAUGCAGCCUGAUGCCAACGGAAAAUUUCCAUAUACUGGAUCAUUGGACUGUGCCCUGAAAACCCUAAAGACUGGGGGUCCUUUCAAACUUUACACUGGAUUCCCUGUUUAUUGUGUGAGGAUUGCACCACAUGUCAUGAUGACGUGGAUCUUCUUAAGCCAAAUUCAGAAGAUUGAGAAAAGUAUUGGGAUUUAGGAUGGAAUUGAUGGCAUUCAUUCUUACUUCUUAAGCUAAAUUCAAUAAUAUUCCGGCCUGUAGCUGAGGCUGGUUUUGGCAAGUUGAUAGUCACUGAUCCUUUCUGUUAUGAUUCAUUAUCUUGGGUAAAAAUAUUAUAAUCAUCUUC